AUGUCCGCCGAGGCCAUCACGCCGGCGAUACUGCAAUAUAUCGACCAAUCCGCCUAUCCGGACUCCGAACAAAUCGCUUCCGCCGGACUCUCGUCCUCACUCCUUCAAGAUCUCAGCAAACGACUCUCCCAAUCGCAAGACCAAGUGAAAGAGGAAAUCCGCAGUAUAGGCAAGGAUGCAUCCUCAGACAUCGAUACUUGGAUAUCGCGCGCGAAAGAGCUGCAGGCGGACAUCUUGAGGAGCAGGGAGACCGCGAGACAGAUUGUUGCAGAUGCCGAAGCUGGAAAGGAGCUAAAGUCGAAGGUUGAGGACAGGAAGCGGAAGGUUGACUUGUUGGAGAACGAAGUGGCAUUCCAGGAGAGUGUAGCCGCACGGUUGGACCAUAUCAGGCAUGCGAAGGAAGUGCUGGAAGAUGUGCAAGAGUGCAUCGUAAAGGGACAAUUCGGACGUGGCUUGAAAAGGCUAGAGGAGGCAGAAGAGAGUACCAAUGGCCUUGGCGCUGGCGGAGGCAGCGGUGUUGGCAUGUUGCUGGGCAGAAGAGCUGAGAAGCUUCGUGAACGACUCCAAGAAGCUGUCAUCGAGGGCUGGAACCAGCACAUUAUUGUUGGCGAAGGACAUCAGGCCGUCAUCAAAUCCGGUGUGGAGGAGCUGGUCAAGACAGGUAAAGCUUUGGGUAUUUUCGAUGACUUGCUCGAGAAGCUCGCCAAGGCUUUCGACAGAGUAAUAUUGCGACCCAGAAUGAUUGGUCACAACGGUUCAUUGCCUAGGGUAUAUGUGGAUGGAGACGAAAUCUACUGCAAAAAUGAGGCCGAUCCCUCAACCGGGCAGCUCUUCGCGGACCUCAAAGCUAUCCUCGAUUUUCUGGUCAGACAACUCCCGGCAGAUGUUGCUGCUCCACUGUCGGACAUGUUGCUCCCCACCCUCUCAUCACGUCUCGAAGAGGAAUGGCUUGAGCCUUCCGUUCCUUUGCAACUCUCCGAGGUGCCGGCGUUCCAAAGAUUGCUGGAAGAAAUCCUCGACUUCGCAGACUUCAUCGACGAGAAACAGUUAUAUGGGGGUAAAGGUCUCCGGGAAUGGCUUGACAACGUAUCGCCCACUUGGCUGAGGAAGCGACGAGAAGUCAUUCUUGGGGACGUACGCAACUUGGUGUUCACUGGUUUGCGAGAGACUAAGACUGUUGAACGAGUCGAAACGCAGGUCAUCGCCAAGGAUGACGCUCUUGCUCAAGGCGGACAAACUGGUGACGAUGACUGGGACACGGCUUGGGAUGAGCCCGAGGAGCAGCCCGCAGCUGCAGACGAGGACGACGGUACUAGCGCUUGGGACGUGGAAGGUGAUGAACCAGCAAAAGAAGAUGCGGGAGACGAUGACGAGGCUUGGGGAUGGGGAGAUGGCGAUGAGAAUGCGCCUGCAAGUCCCAAAGCCGCCAAAAAAGAUCUCGCCAAGACAAACGGCGACCCACCUCAGCAGGCCCAAGAACAGGAAAUGACGCUCCGCGAGACCUUCACCGUAACGUCCGUCCCAGAAAAUCUCCUCGUCCAAAUCCAGUCCGUAAUCCACGAUGCCGAAACGCUCUCGGGCCCAUCCUAUACCAACACACCUCUCGCACCCGCUUCCGCAGGCCUCUACCAACUCCCCAAUCUCGCCCUCGCAAUCUACCGCGCAACAGCACCCACUGCCUACUCCAAACUGCCCACAGGCAGCAUGCUAAUCUACAACGACGCCAAUCGCCUCUCCGACCAACUCCUCCAAUGGCAGAAAACCUCCCCGCAGGCCGCCAAACUCCGCCUUCAAAAGGACACCGAAGCCCUCGAGCAAUUCGCCAAGAGGGCCUACACCUCCGAAAUGGACUCCCAACGCACCAUCCUCCGCGAUCUCCUCGACGGCGCGCAAGACUUCGCCAACUGCACCGCCGAACCCUUCCGCUCCCAAGCCAUCGAGGCCGUCUCCCAAACCAUCGACCGACUCCGAGACGUCCACACGCAAUGGACCCCCAUCCUCUCCCACUCCGCUCUCUUGCAAUCCCUCGGCUCCCUCCUCCACACCAUCACUUCCCGAAUGACCUCGCAGAUCGAAGACCUCCCGGAUAUCGGCGAGGAGGAAUCCAGACAGCUGGGCAAGCUCUGCGCUCACGUCAGUACCGCCAGGGAUCUCUUCUAUCAAGAAGCGAACGGAGAAGGCGAAGCCGGAGGAGAAACGAGAGACAUGACGUUCAUCUAUUGCCCCUCGUGGUUGAAAUUCCAGUACCUGGCGGAGAUUCUGGAGAGUAGUCUGGCGGAUAUCAGGUAUCUGUGGAAAGAAGGGGAAUUGUCCUUGGAGUUCGAGGCGGAAGAGGUCGUGGGGCUGAUUGAGGCGCUGUUUGCGGAGUCGCAGUUGAGGAGGCAGGCGAUUCAGGAGGUCAGGAGGGGAGGGAGAAGGUAA
Molecule: messenger RNA, 2421 nt
Organism: Lecanosticta acicola
Lineage: Eukaryota; Fungi; Ascomycota; Dothideomycetes; Mycosphaerellales; Mycosphaerellaceae
Source: the annotation of a GenBank genome assembly